Molecule: messenger RNA, 387 nt
Organism: Plasmodium gonderi
Lineage: Eukaryota; Apicomplexa; Aconoidasida; Haemosporida; Plasmodiidae
Product: prefoldin subunit 2
Exons: 4
Coding region: 1-387 (128 amino acids)
Biological process (GO): protein folding
Cellular component (GO): prefoldin complex; cytoplasm
Molecular function (GO): protein folding chaperone
Source: RefSeq, a predicted model, not a curated record
AUGGAAACCAACAGUACCAUCCAAUUACCCCAAAUUAAUGAGAAAAAUGAAACGAAGGCAACAUAUGAACAAAUUGAAAAGGAUAGGGUUCAACUAGUCUCAAAAAUAGAAGAAUUAUAUCAAGAUGUUGUCGAACACAAACUUGUAUUGGAAGCCUUAGAAAAUGUUCCUUCUGAUAGAAGAUGCUAUAGGAUGGUUGGUGAAAUAUUAGUAGAAAGGACAGUGGGUGAAAUUAAACCGGCUUUGGUAGAUCAUAAAAACAAGGUGGAACAAAUUAUAGCUGAAUGCCAAAAAAAAUUAGACGAAAAAAACUCGGAACUUACCAAAUUUAUCAAAAACGCAAAAACUCCUAUAUCACCAAGUGAUACUAUUUCGAAGAAACCUUAA